GAUGGUAAUAUUUUCUACUUCUGUAUUGCUUACGGGUCAAUCUUUUCCAUGAUGCCUUUCCUUUCUCAUCUUUCUUCCUCCCUAGCUUCCUUUUUCAUCCCCUUUUUAAUAAGUUGAUGGAGAAUCAUGAAGUCAUUCAAAUGGAGAACAUGAAAGGAAGGGGAGUCGUACUCUUCCCACUGCCACUUCAAGGCCACCUAAAUCCUAUGUUUCAGCUUGCUAACAUCCUCCAUGCCAAAGGCUUUUCCAUUACCAUAAUCCACACUCAGUUCAACUCCGCAAACCCCUCAAACUACCCUCAUUUCAGGUUCUGUUCAAUAGCUGAUGGAUUAUCGGAAAACCAAUUCGUUUCAUCAGAUGUUUACGAUCUUAUAGCCCUCAUCAAAAUCCUCAAUUCGAAUUGUGUAACCCCUUUUCGCGAUUGCUUGUCUAAGUUGCUAUCUAGCAACGUGGAGGAUCCCAUUGUUUGCUUAGUUACGGAUGCUUUAUGGUACUUUACUCAACCUGUUGCCGAUGGCUUUAAGCUUCCAAGGAUUGUGUUAAGGACCAGCAAUGUCUUUUCCUUCCUCGUUCACAAGUCCAUGCCAUCUCUGCACGAAAGGGGCUACCUCUCAGUGCAAGACUCUCAAGCAGAAAACCACGUCCCAGAGUUUUCACCACUCAAAUUCAAAGACAUUCAUAGGGUUGAAACAAGCCAUCUGGAAAGCGUACUUCAAUUCUCGUCUAUUAUAAUUCAAGAAGUUAAGGCCUCUUCAGGACUUAUAUUUAACUCCAAUGAAGACCUUGAACAUGCUCUAAAAAAAUGUUCCCUGGACUUUCCUAUCCCAACUUUUGCAAUAGGUCCUUUCCACAAAUACUUUCCAGCCUCUUCCUACAGUAGCUUACUACCUCAAGACCAGAGCUGCAUGUCAUGGCUAGACAAACAAGCACCCAACUCUGUGAUCUAUGUUAGCUUUGGAAGUAUAGUAGCUGUGAACGAGGCUGAUUUCUUGGAGGUAGCUUGGGGGCUGGCCAACAGCAAGCAGCCCUUCUUGUGGGUGGUUCGACCGGGGUUAGUCCAUGGCUCAGAGUGGCUUGACCUAUUGCCAAAUGGGUUCCUAGAAAUGCUAGGUGGAAGAGGCAACAUGGUGAAAUGGGCUCCCCAACAAGAAGUGCUAGCCCACCCUUCAACAGGGGGAUUUUGGACACGUUGUGGUUGGAAUUCAACCCUGGAGAGUUUAUGUGAAGGGGUUCCCAUGAUUUGCCAACCUUCUUUUGCUGACCAGAAGGCCAAUGCAAGAUAUAUAAGCCAUGUUUGGAAAGUUGGGGUGCAUCUAGAGUUCAAGAUAGAGAGAGGGGAGAUAAAGGAGGCAAUCAAAAGACUGAUGGUGGAUGGAGAGGGACAGGAAAUGAGAGACAGAGUCGAGUUACUGAAGGAAAAGAUGAAUCUUUGUCUUAAGCCUGGAGGUUCCUCACACAAAUCUCUGGACAACCUGGUUACUUACAUGUUAUCCUUGUAGUGAGUAAAUUUGUCUUUGCACUGGCUUCCUCAAGGAACA
Messenger RNA from Theobroma cacao (cacao), 1538 nucleotides. Its product is annotated as UDP-glycosyltransferase 76B1-like. Gene Ontology annotation, molecular function: quercetin 7-O-glucosyltransferase activity; quercetin 3-O-glucosyltransferase activity. The record is from RefSeq and is a predicted model, not a curated record. Gene Ontology annotation, biological process: salicylic acid mediated signaling pathway. NCBI's taxonomy places the organism in Eukaryota, Viridiplantae, Streptophyta, Magnoliopsida, Malvales, Malvaceae.